AUGGCUUCCCUCGCAGCGCCCGCCCGUCGCGCCGCCGCACGAACGGCAUCUGCUACAUCCUCUGCGCGUCUGGGCCAGCUACGCAGCCACUUCAGCACAACAGCUCCCGCGCGAAAAGAGAUACAGGAAGCUUACAUUUUGUCUGCGGCGCGUACACCGACAGCCAAGUUCAAUGGCUCCUUUAUGAACAUGUCAGCACCCCAGCUCGGCGCUGUCGCCAUAAAAUCAGCCCUCGAGAAGUCCAAGGUACCCGUCGAGAAGAUCACAGACGUUUACAUGGGCAACGUCCUCUCCGCAAACGUAGGCCAAGCCCCAGCUCGACAAGCGACCAUAUUCGCAGGUCUCCCACCCAGCGUCGAGGCUGUCACCAUCAACAAAGUAUGCGCCUCCGGCCUAAAAGCAGUAGCCGUUGCAGCACAGAACAUCCAGCUUGGCCUCGCGGAAGCACAGAUAGCCGGUGGCAUGGAGUCAAUGUCUCGUGUCCCCUACUACCUACCUCGAGCCGCCCAGAACCCGCCCUUCGGGCACAUCAACAUGAAGGACGGCUUGAUCGAAGAUGGCUUAUGGGACGUGUACAACCAAUUCCACAUGGGCAACUGCGCCGAGAACACCGCCAAAAAUUACAAGAUCUCCCGUGAGGCCCAAGACGCAUAUGCAAUCCGGUCCUUUGAGCGAGCACAAGCCGCUUGGGCAGAGAAUAAAUUCGCGGAUGAGAUCGCCCCAGUCACCGUGAAAUCAAAAAAGGGCGACGUAACAAUCAGCAAAGACGAAGGCUACGAGACCCUCAAGAAAGACAAAGUGCCUACUCUGAAACCCGCCUUUGUGCGCGACGGGACUGGCACAGUCACUGCGGCCAACUCGUCCACCUUCAACGACGGGGCAAGUGCGCUUGUCUUGGGGAACAAGGAGAUCGCUCAGCAGUACGGCCAGGGCAGCCGCGUUCUUGCUCGGAUAGUCAGCAGCGCAGAUGCAGCCACCGAUCCAAUAGACUUCACAAUCGCGCCUGCCAAAGCCGUGCCCAUUGCGUUGGAACGUGCGGGCAUCACGAAGGAAGACGUUGCGAUUUGGGAAUUCAACGAGGCGUUCGCUGCUGUCAUCAAAGCGAACGAACAGAUACUGGGCCUCGAGAACGCAAAAGUAAACCUACUAGGCGGCGCUAUCUCUCUAGGCCACGCACUGGGCAGCUCAGGCUCGAGAAUAUUGACGACGCUGCUGCACCAGUUGAAGCCUGGAGAGUAUGGUGUCGCGGCGAUCUGCAAUGGCGGCGGUGCGGCGACUGCAAUGGUCGUGCAAAGGAUCGAGUCUGUAUAG
Cyphellophora attinorum is the source of this 1311-nucleotide messenger RNA. RefSeq names its product Acetyl-CoA acetyltransferase, mitochondrial. Gene Ontology annotation, biological process: fatty acid beta-oxidation. The transcript has 2 exons. Gene Ontology annotation, molecular function: acetyl-CoA C-acetyltransferase activity. The record is from RefSeq and is a predicted model, not a curated record. NCBI's taxonomy places the organism in Eukaryota, Fungi, Ascomycota, Eurotiomycetes, Chaetothyriales, Cyphellophoraceae. Bases 1 to 1311 code for a protein of 436 amino acids.